Messenger RNA from Penicillium alfredii, 2703 nucleotides. RefSeq names its product chitin synthase C (gene chsC). Bases 1 to 2703 code for a protein of 900 amino acids. Gene Ontology annotation, molecular function: chitin synthase activity. NCBI's taxonomy places the organism in Eukaryota, Fungi, Ascomycota, Eurotiomycetes, Eurotiales, Aspergillaceae. Gene Ontology annotation, cellular component: cell periphery; cell septum. The transcript has 7 exons. The record is from RefSeq and is a predicted model, not a curated record.
AUGAGUCACCCCAGGCCAACGUCUCCUCAUUCUCCCCAUUCACCUCACUCGCCCCAGGCCAGUGAGACCAGCCUGUUCUCCCAGAAUGCACCUCGCGACCCUGCGUAUGGUUAUGAGGAAAAGAAUGAGCAUGCCGAAAGCCAACAGUCCCUGCUCUACCGCAACCAACCCAGCCCGUUCAACGCCCCCUUCGAUGACCCCUAUGCCUCGACGGAUUCUCUGCGCCGCUACACCCUGCACGACCCGGGCGUGACCAUUUUCCCCGAUGGACCUUACCAGGAAUCCGCUGGCGGACUCAACCGUCGGUCGGGGGUCGCAUCGCCCAUGUCGGAGACUCCGUCCGAGGCCUGGCAGCAACGCCAGGCGCCGGGCUCUGGCUUGCGCCGCUAUGCCACCCGAAAGAUCAAGCUGGUGCAGGGCUCGGUUCUGAGUGUGGACUACCCGGUGCCCAGUGCGAUCCAGAACGCGAUCCAGAAGGAAUACCGCGAGUCCGAAGAAGGAUUCCCGGAAGAAUUUACCCACCUGCGCUACACGGCGGCCACCUGUGACCCGGACGAAUUCACCCUCCGAAACGGCUAUAAUUUGCGACCUGCCAUGUACAACCGACACACCGAAUUGCUGAUCGCCAUCACCUAUUACAACGAAGACAAGGUGCUGACCGCACGAACACUUCAUGGGGUCAUGCAGAAUAUCCGGGAUAUUGUCAAUUUGAAGAAGUCGGAGUUCUGGAACAAGGGUGGACCGGCCUGGCAGAAGAUCGUGUGUUGCUUGGUUUUCGAUGGAAUCGAUCCAUGUGACAAAAACACCCUGGAUAUGCUGGCCACGAUCGGUAUCUAUCAGGACGGAAUCAUGAAACGGUCCGUCGAUGGCCGAGAAACCGUCUCUCACAUUUUCGAAUACACCACUCAGCUCUCUGUCACCUCCAACCAGCAGUUGAUCCGCCCCCAGGGCAACGAAUCCACCAACCUCCCACCUGUCCAGAUGAUGUUCUGUCUCAAGCAAAAGAACAGUAAGAAAAUCAACUCGCACCGUUGGCUAUUUAAUGGCUUCAGCCGAAUUCUGAAUCCAGAGGUGGUCAUCUUGAUUGACGCCGGAACCAAGCCGGGCAAGAAAUCCCUUUUGGCCCUGUGGGAGUCUUUCUACAACGAUAAGAACCUGGGCGGGUCCUGUGGUGAAAUCCAUGCUAUGCUGGGCCAAGGAUGGAAGAACCUUGUGAAUCCUCUGGUCGCCGCGCAAAACUUCGAGUACAAGAUCUCUAAUAUUCUCGACAAACCCCUGGAGAGUGCUUUCGGGUAUGUCAGUGUGUUACCUGGUGCUUUCUCGGCGUACCGUUACCGCGCUAUCAUGGGUCGGCCUCUGGAGCAGUACUUCCACGGUGAUCACACCCUCUCGAAACAGCUGGGUAAGAAGGGUAUUGAGGGCAUGAAUAUCUUCAAGAAGAACAUGUUCCUUGCUGAAGACCGUAUUCUGUGCUUCGAGCUGGUGGCCAAAGCCGGGUUCAAGUGGCAUCUUACCUACGUCAAGGCAUCCAAGGGUGAGACUGAUGUGCCGGAGGGUUCGGCGGAAUACAUCAGUCAGCGUCGUCGGUGGCUCAACGGUUCGUUCGCUGCCAGUUUGUAUGCGAUCAUGCACUUUGGUCGGAUCUACAAGAGCGGUCAUAACCUCAUUCGGCUCUUCUUCCUUCAUGUGCAAAUGAUCUACAACUGUGCUGGUCUUAUCAUGACUUGGUUUUCUCUUGCAUCGUACUGGCUGACUACUUCGGUCAUCAUGGAUCUGGUGGGUACUGCGAGUACUGCAAACAAGAAUCAUGCUUGGCCCUUUGGCAACGAUGUCACGCCUAUCUUGAACAACUUCUUGAAAUAUGGUUACGUCUUCUUCCUGAUGCUGCAAUUUAUUCUGGCAUUGGGAAAUCGGCCCAAAGGUUCACGCGUCGCGUAUACACUCUCAUUCGCAUAUUUCAGUAUUGUUCAAUGCUAUAUCCUGGUCUUGUCUUUCUACCUGGUCAAGAAUGCUUUUACCGGAGGCACCAUGGAUUUCAACUUCCAUGACGGCAUUGGUGGUUUCCUGAAAUCCUUCUUCAAGUCCUCCGGCGGUGGUAUCGUCCUGAUUGCCUUGGUCUCGACCUACGGGGUGUAUUUCAUUGCCAGUUUCUUGUACAUGGAUCCCUGGCAUAUGUUUACCUCCUCCUGGGCCUACUUUGGCGGUAUGACUUGCUCGAUUAACAUCUUGAUGGUUUACGCUUUUUGCAACUGGCACGAUGUCUCCUGGGGUACGAAAGGAUCCGACAAGGGUGACUCGUUGCCUGUCGCAGAGACCAAGAAGGAUGAUGCCAAGUCGAACUUCAUCGAAGAAGUGGACAAACCGCAGGCUGAUAUUGACAGCCAGUUCGAGGCGACGGUGAAACGGGCGCUGGCGCCAUUUGUGGAACCGGAGGAGAAGGACGAACGGAGCCUGGAUGACUCGUACAAGGCCUUCCGUACCAACCUCGUGUUGCUGUGGAUCUUCAGUAAUCUGGUCCUCUCGCUGUGUAUCACCAGCACGAACGUUCGGCAGUUCUGUCUCACGAACACGUCGACGCCGCGUACGUCUGGCUACUUCGCUGCCAUCCUAUGGACCACAGCUGGUUUGUCGAUGUUCCGCUUCUUCGGGUCUCUCUGGUUCCUGGGCAAGUCCGGCAUCCUGUGCUGUGUCUCCCGGCGGUAG